AUGAUCGCCUACUUCACCAUCUUCUGGUGGCACCAGGUCCCUCUGGCCUGGAUCUUCAACACUGGCAACACCCACUGGACAAACGACGCCCCUUCCUUUGAAGGCUGGAAGUGCGGCGGCCCUGGAGGCUGCCAGGUCCUGGACGGCCCCACCCAGACCCAGAUCUACUGGGAGGCCCAGGCGGCCUGGUACGUCACACUCGUCAUGUGCCAGUUCUGGCACAUUUUCAUGUGCAAGACGCGCCAGGUGUCCAUAUUCCGCCACGGCCUCUUCCGCAACCCGGUGACGCUGUUUGGCGUGUUGAUCAGCAUCGGGACGAUCCUCGUCAUCACGUAUGUACCCUUCCUGCAGCCCAUCUUCACCACGGCCUCCCUCAACGGCGUCGGCUGGCUGCCUCAGAUCGGCUUCCUGGCGCUGGGGCUGCUCUACACGGAGGCCUCUAAGCGCCGCGUCCGCCGCGACCCGGAGUCGUGGUGGGCGCGCAACAUGCAGUGGUGA
Monoraphidium neglectum is the source of this 498-nucleotide messenger RNA. RefSeq names its product Cation transporting ATPase. The record is from RefSeq and is a predicted model, not a curated record. Gene Ontology annotation, biological process: potassium ion import across plasma membrane; proton transmembrane transport; intracellular sodium ion homeostasis. The transcript has 5 exons. Lineage: Eukaryota; Viridiplantae; Chlorophyta; Chlorophyceae; Sphaeropleales; Selenastraceae. Gene Ontology annotation, molecular function: P-type sodium:potassium-exchanging transporter activity. The coding region runs from base 1 to 498 and encodes 165 amino acids.